AUGGAUCACUUCUUGCAAGGGAGAGAAGAAGAUGUGACCUUUAGGCAGCUUGGAGAUCUGUUUGGGUUCACUAUGGAGAGGGAACCAUGGAACAUCAAGGAAGAAGAACUCCAAAGGGUUUGGGCUACAAUCGCUGAUGGAGUAUACUCUUCCUCAAGGUCCAAGGCUGCUCAGAUCAGGAAGCCCACCCAUCAUCUCACGCACAAGGAUGGGAAGAAGAUCAGAGGAGAUAGAAUCGCAGGGAAUCUCAUGCCUCUCCUUGACAGCUCUCUCCUACAAGACAAGCUUACAACACUAGGCAAAAGGGAAGGAAGCUUAGUGUUGGAGGGGUCAUCACACCAAUUCUGUGCAGCAGGAGUUCAAGUGGACAAGAGAAGGUCUACUCCAGCCAGGUUGGAUGGACAUCAAGUUUUGCAAGACCAACCUCCUCAUUGA
Microthlaspi erraticum is the source of this 435-nucleotide messenger RNA. Lineage: Eukaryota; Viridiplantae; Streptophyta; Magnoliopsida; Brassicales; Brassicaceae. The record is from the annotation of a GenBank genome assembly.